This is a messenger RNA of Moesziomyces aphidis, 3852 nucleotides long. The record is from the annotation of a GenBank genome assembly. NCBI's taxonomy places the organism in Eukaryota, Fungi, Basidiomycota, Ustilaginomycetes, Ustilaginales, Ustilaginaceae.
AUGGCCAGCGUGGCCUCAAGCUCCAGAAGGACGCGCGCGUCCGUCGCCGCAUCCACAUCAGCUUCCGCGGCGGCAGCGGCCGAGCGCAUUCAGUAUGACCGCAUGUCCAGAAGGCGCACCACCACCUCGCUUCAACCCGCAAAUACCUACCGCAUGCAGCUGGAAUCUGCUUCCGAACUCGAAGAUGAUGGUGGCAGCAGCAGCAGCAGUCGCAACGACCCCCAGCCAGUGGUGUACAUCCCGGAGCGCCUCGAUGAAGAGGACGAGGACGAUGCCAUGGACGAGGCGCUCGUCCUCGAACAGGUCACCCCGCGACCCAACCGACGCGUCAUGAUCGACAAUGCUCAGCUCGAUACCACCCAGUCCGCGCUCGACCGCUUUCGCGCCACACAAAAGCGUGGCAUUCGGCCCGAGAGGAAAUCGAUCGCCGCACCACCCUCGGCCGUCAGCUCGUCGUCGCGCUCACAGGCUUUCAGGCCCUCGAGGCAGAGCGCGCCGCUCGCACGCACUACGAUCUCGGAGCGGUCCGACUCUCGCAGCAUGUACACAGCGCGUAGCCGACGAUCCGAGCUGUCCGGCACCACCAACAACCGCGCUUCGCGGCGUUCCGCAGUGCUGGACCUCAACGACACUUCGGCAGACGAACCGGCGGGCAACACAACCAUGGCCAGACCCGGGCAGCGCCUUCGUCCGUCGCUGGCGCUUCCAGAUGGGCGCCUCGACGUGCCGACCAUCGAAGAGCGCUGUGCGGCCCUGGUCAUCAACGCAAAAGGCGUGCUCCACUUCUACAUGGACCUCUACACGCUCGGAUGGCGGCCCGAGUCUUUCGACGACAUGAUGCGCAACUGGGCGCCGUUCGAGUCCUACAAGACCAACCAGCUACUCGCAGAGGCGCAGUACAUGCACCACUUUAUCGACAUCGACGAGGUCAAGCGCUCGCUCAACGCGGCAGGCCAGCCGCUGCCGGACGGAUUCGAGGAGGCCAUGAAGAUGGCCAACUGCGCCACGUUUGUGCACUACAUCCACCAGCUGCCCACGCAAGCAGCCGAGUACGGCCGACGCUCCGGACAGCUCGUCACGAGCGCCGACGUGCUGCGUGCGCCGCUGCGCAACAUCAGCGAGCUCAGCGACGCACGCCGCAUCUUUCUGCGCUGGAUUCUACCGUUCGACUGGGAGCUUACCGACGAGGUGCUCAACAUGCUCCUCGACAUGAGCAUCCAGAUCUUCAUCCACCGGCUCGAGCGCAUCGUCCGCGCCGCGAGGGCGGGCGAGAUGUCCGAAGAAGAGGCACGCACCGCCGCGUCGGACCUUCUCAUCGAUCUCAUGAGCGGCGACGUCGUCCGGCAUUCGUUGCAGCGCGUCAAGCGUCAGCGCAACAUUUCCCGCGCCGAGAUCGAGCGCAUGGUGCAGCGCUACGAGACCUUCGCCAACGUCCGUCAGAUCGACCUCCAGGCGAUGGGCUACGACUUUGAAGCCAUGCGCGACAGCUUUUCGUUCGCAAGCAUGUCGGCCGACCUCACUGGAUACGUUCGCGACGUGGUGCGCGAAGUGGAUGCGGGCAUGCAUUCCACCACGUUGCCCUUGAUCAUCGACCGGCUCGCGCGCGAAUCGAGCGUUUUUUCCGAGUCGGACGUGCCUGAGAUCGCGCCCAGCUCUAGCUCUCGAUUCAACGAUGCGUCCAGCGCGAUCGCAGGCCCAACUCAGUCCACGCCCAAGGCGACAGCGCAGGGACCGCAAGCCUCGCAAGCCUUCGCAUCGCAGUACGCCAACUGGCUCGACGACAUGCUGCAAGACGACGAAUCUCAGGCCACCACAAGGAACCGCAGCGCUCAGAACCAGGGUGAAGCCGACCUGACUGCGACGCAAAAGAUGAACGAGCUUGACGCGAUGCUGCAAGAGUCAGGCUCCGAGGUGGCCGCUGCGGCAGAAGCCAGCAGUGUGGAUCUCGACGUUGCAUCGAGCCCGCCGCGAACGAACCAGCUCGGAGCGCGGAUGUCUGCAGCGCUGCACAGCUCGGGCCGCACACACGAGCGCGGAUUGCUAGUGGAGGCUGUCGAGGUAUCGGAGACGAGCGAUGCGACCGGUGGCGGCGAUCUGCGCCGCACGCGCGACGGACCCUUUGACUCGCCGGCCAAGGAGCGCGCCAGCCGCAUCGGCUUCGACAAAAAGAAUCGCCUUGUCCGCCAGGCGGGGCCCGCCGCGCGCAGGAGCGCACGCAUGCUCGACGGCUCGGCCGCAGCCGUGCGCGAGUCGCGCUUCGACUCGCAGGGCGAAGAGGAGGAGGAUGUCUUCCUCGAAAACGCCACGCGCAAGAAAUCACGCGGCAAGAGGAAGGCCAAGGAGGUCACUGAGGAUGGCCCGGCGAAAGCAACUCGCAGCGCAGCCAGCGUGGCGGAAGCUAGCGCGGCGAGUGCGACUCGGCGAAGCACACGGGCGGACAUCCGCAAGAGUUAUGUUACCGAGAUUACGACGGAGGAAGAGAAGGGCGUAGAAUCGGGAGAGCAGCAGCAGGAGGAACAGAAUAAGGGGCAACAAGGGACCGAGGAGGACGAGGACAGCGCAGAUAGCGACGUCAGCGACGACAGCGAGCCGCAGACGGCCCGACGCACCGGAUCGCGCAGUGCGCCGCGCCAGCUGGAGCUCAAGCGCGAAUCUGCCAGCCCGAUCAAGACGCGGGCUCAGCUCAUGGCAUCCGUGCGGCAAGCCAACGACGCGGCCGGGCCGGCUGCCGCCGCAACCACAAGCACGCGAGCCGCGCGAGCCGCUGCACGGGCAGCCGCAUCCGAGGGCGGCGCGACGGGGCUUGGCCGGGGUCUUCCGGAUGACGCUGCGCGGUCAGAUGCACGCAUCCUGUCCACUGCAUCCGGACGGCUGGUGGAGGAAGGCUCGGGCAGCGAGCCGGGCGAUGCGACGCAGGAGCAGGAACGCGCAGAGGGCGUGGACGGCGAGCUCGGCGCGGUUCGAAGCACGCCCGAUGCAAACUUUGUGGGCGACGACGACGGUGCGAUUCUGGACCGGCGUGCGGCACUGGACGCUGCGCUAGCGGCGAGGAGACCGCGUCCGGGCACGCUGCAGUUCUACCACCCGGCGGCGGACGAGGAUGCGGUGCCGCUGCCUCUGGACGAUGCGCCGCCCGGUGGCGAGAAUGUGGACGCGAUUGCGAUGCGCAACGCCGACUCGGUGGCGCAGAUCCUGCACUCGAGCGACGCUGUUGUGCGACGCCGCAUCGGACCGUAUCGACCUGGCGGCACGCGCGACGAGCCGGUGGCUGAAGAAGACGACCCGAUCCGCGGGUCGGAUGACGAGGAGGUGGAUGAGUUGGACGACGACGAGCCGCCGCGACGCACGCGGCCAGCGGGGCGGGGACGACGGGCGCGUUCGGGCACCCAGCGGACCGAGCCGGCUGGGCAAGCGGUGCGCGUGCAGCCAUACAAGCGCAGCAACCUGUACGUGACCGGGCACAACAUGACGGGCCGGGCGUACUGGACGGACAGCGAGGUGAGCUGCCUGCUCUCGAGCCUGCACGAGCUGGCGCGGUACAAGAAGGUGGCGCCCAAGUUCAAGGUGUAUGCCGAGAUCCUGCGGCGGCACGGCGUGCAUGGGAGCGAGAGCACCACGCUGGCGCGCUGGAACAAUGUGCAGCUCAAGGACAAGAGUCGCAACGAGCUGAUGCGGAUGCGCAGGGAAGGGCUUACUAUUCCGUACUGGAAGAGGCUGUUGCAUCCGAAUAUUUGGAAGCCUCCCGUGCAUAGGGUCAGAGACGAGACCGAGGACGUGCCGGAUGUUGACGCGCAGAAUGUACCCCAGGAGGCGGGCGAUGACCAGCCCAACCCGCUGACCAAUGUCGAUUAG